Lethenteron reissneri (Far Eastern brook lamprey) is the source of this 2648-nucleotide messenger RNA. RefSeq names its product serine/threonine-protein kinase PAK 3-like. Lineage: Eukaryota; Metazoa; Chordata; Hyperoartia; Petromyzontiformes; Petromyzontidae. Gene Ontology annotation, biological process: protein phosphorylation. The record is from RefSeq and is a predicted model, not a curated record. Gene Ontology annotation, molecular function: protein kinase activity; ATP binding.
CUCGCGCCCCCGACGAGGAAGAAGUCCAAAUCGCGCGUCCUCGGCUCCAUCUUCGGGGACCGGCCCAACAAGAAGAAAGAGAAGGAGCGCCCCGAGAUUUCGCUGCCCUCCGACUUUGAGCACACGGUGCACGUCGGCUUUGAUGCCGUCACGGGGGAGUUCACGGGGAUGCCCGAGCAAUGGCUGCGCCUCCUGUCGACGUCCAACAUCAGCAAGUCGGAGCAGAAGAAGAACCCGCAGGCCGUGCUGGACGUGCUCAAGUUCUACGACUCCAAGGAGAGCGUCAACCAGAAGUACAUGAGCUUCACGCCCGUCCUGGAAAAAGUUGAAGCUUACACAGGAACCGCACAGGUGACGAAGGUGGACGUGGGGUGUGCGGAGGCCGAAGAGGAUGACGAUGACGACGACGCCUCGCCGCCUCCGAUCGUCGCUCCGAGACCAGAGCACACCAAGUCGAUGUACACGCGCUCCGUCAUCGAGCCCCUGCGGCCACCCCAGCCGGCCAAGGACGGCGUCGGCGUCGGAGGGGGGGUCCCGUCCCCGGGGGGCCCCCCACCCCACCACGGCGGGGAGGCCGGCUCGGGGGGGACCCCCCACAAGGGGACCGCCGACAAGCCGGGGCCCGACGGCGGCGUCGCGGGCGACAAGAGCAAGAAGAAGGCCAAUUCGGACGACGAGAUCCUUGAGAAGCUUCGCAGCAUAGUGAGCGUCGGGGACCCCAAGAAGAAAUACGCACGGUUCGAGAAGAUCGGACAGGGUGCAUCGGGGACGGUCUACACAGCGUGUGACGUGUCUACGGGACAGGAGGUGGCGAUCAAGCAGAUGAACCUGCAGCAGCAGCCCAAGAAGGAGCUGAUCAUCAACGAGAUCCUGGUGAUGCGCGCCAACAAAAACCCCAACGUCGUCAACUACCUGGACAGCUACCUGGUGGGCGAGGAGCUGUGGGUGGUGAUGGAGUACCUGGCGGGUGGCUCGCUCACCGACGUCGUCACGGAGACGUGCAUGGACGAGGGGCAGAUCGCAGCCGUGUGUCGUGAGUGCUUACAGGCGCUGGAGUUCCUGCACGCCAACCACGUCAUCCACAGGGACAUCAAGAGCGACAACGUCCUGCUGGGCAUGGACGGCUCCGUCAAACUCACGGACUUUGGCUUCUGCGCCCAGAUCUCUCCGGAGCAGAGCAAGCGUAGCACCAUGGUGGGCACCCCCUACUGGAUGGCGCCCGAGGUGGUGACACGCAAGGCCUACGGGCCCAAGGUGGACGUCUGGAGCCUGGGCAUCAUGGCCAUCGAGAUGGUGGAGGGGGAGCCGCCCUACCUCAACGAGAACCCGCUCAGGGCCCUGUAUCUCAUCGCCACCAACGGCACCCCAGAGCUCCAGAAUCCGGAGAAGCUGAGUCCCGUGUUCCGCGAUUUCCUCAACCGCUGCUUGGAGAUGGACGUCGACCAGCGCGGCUCUGCGCGCGACCUCCUGCAGCAUCCAUUUUUGAAGCUGGCCAAGCCCCUGGCCAGCCUUACUCCCCUCAUCCUGGCAGCCAAGGAUGCCAUCAAGAACAAUCGCUAGCACAGGCGGUGGCACAUGCGCACACACACUGUUACCCAUACUCGCACACAUGCAGGCCACACACUCAUACUCGCACACACACUCACAUACACUCAUACUCGCACACACACUCAUACUCGCACGCAGACACUCAUUCAUACCCAUACCCACCCAUACCCACCCAUACCCACCCAUACCCACCCAUACCCACACGCACCCACACCCACAUGUAGACACACACUCCUGGCUGCCCGCAUGCUCUGACACACACACUCCCUGCACAACACUCAGAAGCACAAGCAGCCAUUGUGGGUGUGCACGCACACACACACAGCACAAAGGUGCACAGUGGGGGUUUGGGGUACGUGUGUGUGCGUGCGCGUGAGGGUGUGCGCGCGAGGGUGUGCGUGCGAGGGUGUGCGUGCGUGCAGUUCGCGUGCGUACACAUUAGCCGGUCGGUUUGUCAGUGUGUGUACAAGGGCCUGUGUGCGUCUUGUGUGUGUGCAGCUGUGUGUGCACGUGUGAGCAACGUGUGCAUUCCGCUGCGUGUGUGGAGCUGUACGAGUGGCUGCAAGUCGCGAACGCUGUACUACUAAUUACCCUGAGCCCCCCGCCCCCUUUCGUAGCACCCACCCAGUCUCUGUUCGUCUGUCGUUCACCUCGCCCACGCGUCUCGGGGCGCCGAGAGAGUUAACGGAGCCUCUGGUUCCUGCGUUGUUGUACAUUGCCUGUCCCCGGGGGGAGGGGGGGGUGGGGAGUUGGGAGGAUUCUCUUUGAGUCGCCGCGUCCUGCGGUGGGCGGGGCGGAGCUCUUGCAUCGGAUCAAGCAGCAUCCAAUACUUGGGCGGUGGAGACAUUCGCUCGCCGCUCACUCACCCUCUUGCUUGCCCGCUCACUCACCCGCUCACUCACCCUCUUGCUUGCCCGCUCACCCAUUCGCUCGCUCACCCGCCGGCUCACCCUCUCGCUUGCCCGCUCACUCACCCUCUUGCUUGCCCGCUCACUCACCCGCUCACUCACCCUCUUGCUUGCCCGCUCACCCAUUCGCUCGCUCACCCUCUCGCUUGCCCGCUCACUCACCCUCUUGCUUGCCCGCUCACUCACCCGCCG